UUUCCUCUCCUACCCUUUUCUUUAUUUUAUUCGGCCCACUCCCCCUCCUUUUUCUCGUCUCCUCCGCCCCAGCGCCCGGCGCCUCCCCUUCUCUUCACCGCCGGUCGUCGGCGCUGCCGACUGCGCCCCACGCGCCACGACGACUCAGCCCCACCGCGCCGCCUCCGACUCCACCCCAUCGCGCCACCGCCGACUCCGCACCACCGCGCCGCCGACUCCGCCCCACCACCCGUCGCCUCCGCUCUUCGCCGCGCCAGAUCCGGUGGGCCGCGCCGUCGACUCCUCCCCACGGCGCCGCCGACGACUCCGCCCCUCUCCCUCCGCCCUUCGCCGCCUCUCUCUCCCUCCGCACGGCGAGAGGUGCGCGCGAGCCGAGCCGGAGGGGGAGGGGAGGGGGGGAGGGAGCGGCGGAUGCCAUGGGCAGCGGCGCGUCACGGCUGCUGACCGCGUGCACGUGCUCGCGGCCGGCGCCGGCGUCCGUGGACGCGGAGCCGUGCCUGGACGACGCUCUCGGCCACUCCUUCUGCUACGCCGCCGCCGCCACGGCCACCGCCCACUCCUCGUCGUUCCGCCACGGCAUCUCCGGCGCCGCGCUCUCCGCCAACUCGUCGGUGCCCGUCCCGCUCUACAACGCGUCCGCCGCCGCCGGCGGCGUGGCGCCGGGGUACUCCUCGGCAUUCCACACCUCGUCGUCCUUUUCCUCCGCGCCGCUGCAGCUGUCCAACCUCUCCUCGGGCCCGCUGUUCCUCUCGGGUCCCAUCGACCGCGCCGGCCAGCUCUCCGGCCCGCUCGACCCCGCCGUGCCCUUCUCUGGCCCGCUCCCCGCAAAGCCUCCCAAGCCCGCGUCCUCCUCAUCGAGGGGGUUCUCGAGGAGGUUCCGGAAGCCGUCCUUCGGCAGCCUGCGGCGGAGCGUGUCGGAGAAGAACCGCCCGUGCGCCGUGCCGCUCCGCCGCGACGACGGCGUGCAGUGGGCGCACGGCCGCGCCGGGGAGGACCGCGUCCACGUGGUGGUCUCCGAGGAUCAGCGGUGGCUCUUCGUCGGCAUCUACGACGGCUUCAACGGCCCCGAGGCCCCCGACUUCCUCGUCACCAACCUCUACCGCUUCCUCCUCCGCGAGCUCCGCGGGAUCUUCUACAAGGAGGCCGACGCGGACAACAAGAAGCUCUGGCAGUUUCUCGUGGACGGCGACGACGACGACAGCGAGCUCGACUUCUCGGGCUCUGGCCGGUUCGCGCUGUCACUCGACAGGCUCAAGGAGAGUCGGUUUCACAUGUGGGCGCACGCCGCGGCCGACGAGAGCGGCAGGGAAUGGGGUUCCAGGAGGUUGGCACCGGCGCCUGCGGUGAGGGACCAUGCGGCGGUGCUAGCCGCUCUCACCCGGGCCCUGGCCUCGACGGAAGCGGCGUACUUGGACAUGACCGACCAGUCAAUGGGAACCCAUCCGGAGUUGGCGGUCACCGGGGCGUGCCUGCUCGUGGCCCUCGUGAGGGACGACAACGUGUACGUGAUGAACCUUGGGGACAGCCGUGCCAUUGUGGCGCAGCGUCCGGACGAUGGCGACGAUGGCUGUGUGUUUGGAACCAUGCGGCGGAUGGAGGACGUCGGGGUGGGCUUGGAGAUCGAGACAAGGCCCGGCGGAUGCGCCAUUAUUGGGCUUAAGCCACUGCAGCUGUCGACUGAUCACAGCACCAGCAUCGAAGAGGAAGUUCACAGGAUCAAACGUGAACAUCCUGAUGAUGAUCAGUGUAUUGUAAAUGAUAGAGUGAAGGGUCGCCUAAAAGUUACCCGGGCUUUUGGUGCAGGCUAUCUCAAACAGGCAAAAUUGAACAAUGGAUUGUUAGAGAUGUUCCGCAAUGAUUACAUUGGUGAUACACCGUAUAUAUCAUGCACACCAUCGCUUUGCCAUCACAAGCUCACUGCAAGGGAUCAGUUUUUGGUUCUUUCUUCCGAUGGCUUAUAUCAGUACCUGAGCAACGAGGAGGUAGUUUUGCAUGUUGAGAAUUUCAUGGAGAGGUUUCCAGAAGGUGAUCCUGCACAAAGUUUAAUUGAGGAGCUUCUCUCUCGUGCAGCAAAGAAGGCUGGUAUGGAUUUUUAUGAGUUACUAGAUAUACCUCAAGGGGACCGAAGAAAAUACCAUGAUGAUGUCACUGUCAUGGUUAUUUCUCUGGAAGGGAGAAUCUGGAAGUCGUCCGGAACAUAUGUGUGAUGAUCAGUUGGAACAAUGUCGAUGUCAAUAUUUAUGGUGACGCAUCAAGUGAUCUCAGCUGGUCAGAGCCUCUGAGCAACUGCAUUUAUGCUCAUCAGGGGAGAAACACCCACAGAUGGCUGACAGAUGAUGCACUCCAUACAUUUGUCAAAGCGAUUGGAGUUGGAGCCAGCGUUGGUCUAGAUCUUAGCUUCAGCACAAAACACAGUCCAUGAAUGUGCUAGAGAGUUAAUUCUCGGUUGGACCAAGAUUGCAGAGAGAGAUGACACAUAUGAGGAAUCCCUUUGCAAAGCAGAGUUAAGAACACUUUCUUUUGUGACCCGCUUAGUUGAUUGGUUACAUACUCACCUGUGACAAUUCCCUCACCCCCCUCCCCCCUAGCUGGCUAGCUAUGCUGCAUAGAGAUUGACACUUCUUUCAUUUUUGGAGAAAGAACGUCUUUGGAAGGCGCCGUUUUCAUGUUCAUGUCAGGAAUGGGAAGGAAAUGUAAUAUGAUUGGAUAUUCAUGGUGAAGAAAUUGAAAAUGUGUCCCUCAUGUGGUGCUCAACAUCGUUUUCGUAAA
Messenger RNA from Oryza sativa Japonica Group (Japanese rice), 2769 nucleotides. The record is from RefSeq and is a predicted model, not a curated record. NCBI's taxonomy places the organism in Eukaryota, Viridiplantae, Streptophyta, Magnoliopsida, Poales, Poaceae.